Salvelinus sp. IW2-2015 is the source of this 1336-nucleotide messenger RNA. RefSeq names its product protein shisa-6 (gene shisa6a). Lineage: Eukaryota; Metazoa; Chordata; Actinopteri; Salmoniformes; Salmonidae. The record is from RefSeq and is a predicted model, not a curated record. Gene Ontology annotation, biological process: regulation of AMPA receptor activity; regulation of short-term neuronal synaptic plasticity. Gene Ontology annotation, cellular component: AMPA glutamate receptor complex; postsynaptic density; dendritic spine membrane.
UAAAGAUAUACUUAUUGUAGAUGGCAUUGUCGGAGACAGCCGGAGGGGAGUCUUCAGCCCAUUUCUCAAGCUGAAUCCAAAUGACACUUCCUCCAACCAAAAGUCCCCCGAUGACCACAGAACUCCACUUAUAUUCGGAGGAUGCUGCACAAUGUGUGACACGGUYGUCCGACUGCAAUUGAUUGGUGCAAGAAGCGUCCUUCCCUCAACCAGAGCAUGACACUCUCAGCAGUGGACAGUUGGAAAAGGGCUUCGGAAAUGAACCCCUGUGGACAGCCGCAAGACUGGGUCAGUGGCAGGAGCACGGCUAGGUAAAGAAGCAGAGGUCUUCGUGUGAGGAGAGAAAGCAUACAACAAAAAAAGUGGGGGGCAAACGAUCGGAUCAGCAAAGACAUACAACCUCAAAUCAUGGGGAUACAGCAUCUUCUGCUUCUUUUGAUUUACUUGGACCCGCUGAAUGUACUGUGCGCGGCUACAGCCAACAAGAAGAAAAACGCUCCAAAGCGGAAUCAGAAGAUGAAGGARGUGAACGGCACGGAGGCGCCUACUGCGGUUCCGCGGCGAAACACUCAGGUCCAGGCACCUUCGAUCGCUACCCAUGACACGUGCCUGGGCUACUAUGACGUGAGCGGAGCGUACGAUAAAGUGUUCGAGUGCAACAACACCGAGCACCGCUACUGUUGUGGAAGUUGUUUCCUGCGCUAUUGCUGUGCAGAAAAAGGGAAACGCAUAGAACAGAAAACUUGCACAAAUUAUAACACCCCAGAUUGGAUCAAAACGCAGCCUCCCUCCCCGGCACCAACAGGUGACACUUACGACCCUGACUUGGAUCAGACUAACACAACGGUAUACAUMACCUGUGGUGUCAUAGCYUUUAUCAUACUCAUCGGAGUUUCUGCAAAAGUUGCCUAUGACAAGGCAACCAAGCCCCCUCAGGAAAUGAAUGUCCAUAGAGCCCUUGCAGACAUUUUGAGGCAACAAGGACUAAAUAAGGAGAAUGAAAAUAUUGCAGCGUUGGAGGGUUCACCCAAAGACAUAGACACACCUCUCCGAACGUCCAAGAACCAUUACACCCCAGUUCACACCAUGCUAGCAAACCACGGGCACUACGGGAAAGAGAACUUCCGCCAAGGCCAACUUGAUCAUAACUUCAUCUCCUCUGGAUUCGUGACACUGGGACGACCGCACCUAAAAGCGCAGCACUCUGUAGACGAUUUAGGGCAGCUGUCCUGGCAGGGAGAUCUGGACGUUCCUAAUAUCUCCUACAGUAUGUAACUCAUUCUCACUAUGGAGACCCCUGCUUCCUGCCGGAAAACAGCCACACACCUGCUUUCUG